AGCAAAAAAAAUGAAAAAAUGAGCUUUCAUGAAGAUAUUUUAUUAGAGAUUUUCUAUAACUGUGAACCUAAGACAAUUUUAAAAUGUUCUUUGGUAUGUAAAUACUGGAACCAUGUAUCAAAAUUGCAAAUACUCUGGAUGAAAAAUGUUCUUAAAAGUUGGCCAUCACAACGGUGGUUAUAUGGUAAAGCAAGUGUUUCACAUUUAAACUGGAUGAAAGUUUGUCAAGAACUAUUUCAAUAUUCAUAUUAUACCCCUGAUCAAAUGAAGUAUUUUGUUACAUGCAAUACUUUUGAAAAUGAGCUUAUUUCUCCCAUUCUUCGCAAAGCUAUGUUCGAGCAAGUGGAAUAUAUUUCUCAAAAAUGGCUUCAGACUUCAUCUUUUGAUCAAGAUGACAAAUCUCAAGUGUUUGACAAAAAUAUGGAAUUAUACUUUAAUAUAAAAGAGUUACGCUGGGUUUUUCUUGACAAAAGAAGAGGAUAUAUGUCAGAUUUAUUUCCCCACAAAAAAAAGGAUAAAUUUUAUGAUAGAAUCUGCAACAUACGUGCCUAUCAAGUAAUUCCAAGUUGUUUGCUAAUGUAUCGCUGGUUGUGUAUUUUUAGGGUUUUUCUUACUGCUGAAACUGGUUUGACGUUUUAUCGUAUAUGGAGAUUUAGACUGAAACACUAUAAAACAGGAUUAAUAUUUGAGCUAUGUGAUUGGAAAGCUGGAAUGUCUUCAACAUUUGCUCAUGGUUCUCCAGCUUCGGAUGUAUACCGUGAAGAUUGUUUAGAGCUUUUGCAACUGCUUACUCAUCCACAUUUUAUCAUGCACCCAUUAGGGUUGAACUCUAAAACUGAGAGUUUAUAUAACUCAAUGAUACGGGCGUCAGCAGGUGGUUGUAUGAGGAAUGCAUCUAAAUGUCAGAAAAGGAAAAUUUUAAAGCAGAAAGAAACAUAUUCACCUACAAAAAAAAAAAGCCCUUUAAUAUCUCCAACAACUAAUACUCCUUUUAUGGUAGGAAGUUCCCUUGAUAAUUCAUGUUUUGUUGAUUUGUCAGAUCGACUUGAAAAAUGGAGAGUCAAAAGAAAAGAAAGCCUGCUUAAACAUUCUACAUCCAGUCUUAAUGCAGAUGUAUGUUUAAAUUUUAUUUCUAAAAUAGAUAGUGAGUUGUCAAGUGCUUCUAGUGAUAGUAGUCUUAAUGAAAUCGAAAUUGAAGAACCCCUGAAAGAAUUAAAUGCUGAGUCAGAUAUAGACUUAUAUGACGGUGGUUACAUUUUAAAUUGUGAAUACUAUAUAUCAAGUUCACAACAUACUGAUUCAAUAGAAGAGCAACAUAACUUGCAGGCUACUAUUGCAGAAUAUUGGGCACUGACUCAGAAAGAAUAUUUACUACAAAUACCUGUUGUUUAUGAUAUUGAAGAUGAUUAUUGGUACUUCCAACCACAAGAUGAAAUUAGUUGUUUAGAUACUUUAAAUGCAACAAAUAAAAUUUCCACUUGUGCGAAGGAACCAGAAUCAAAUAAAUGUUCGUUACAGUUUUUAGAAAAUUCCAAUGAGAUCAUUUUGGUAGAUACUAUACCAAGUGCAUUAAUGCUUUACAGAUUGAUUUGUCUGUUUGAGUUAAACUGCAAUGACUAUAACUGCUUAAAUGACACCACAGUUUGGAAAGUUAGCAUGGUGCAUAAAAGAUCAGGAGGAAUCAUUCACUUCAAAGAUUAUAAUGGAUAUUUAAAAAUAUACGUCUCCGUUAAUCAAAAUUGUGAGUUAAACACAUUAGACACAAUAUUCGAAAUUUCUGAAUUUCGUGAUGCUGUUACUCAGCUUUUAGCUUUACUCAUGGAUGAGAAAUUUUGCCAUCCUUACGGAACAAUUGCAGGCUCUGUAGCAUAGCGUUCUCAUAGUCGAUUAGUAGACUAUGUGGUAAGUGAAGCAGAUAAAUCUAAAGCGUCCAUGGAUCUUUCGAUUUAAAAUGAGCUCACAUUUGGAUUUUGUUUAUAAAACUGUUUAUGAGCCAAAAAAAUUAUGUUAUUUAAUUAGUUAAGGUUUACAAGUUGGGCUGGGGUUCUUAGGUAUUUAUUUUGUUACUUCGUCUUGAAAACUCAAUUAUAAUGUUGGUCAACCAAAAUGAAAAGUUUUUAGUUGUGACAAUUAACUUAGGUUUAAAGAAUUCUAUAAAAAUGCUUA
Messenger RNA from Hydra vulgaris (swiftwater hydra), 2166 nucleotides. RefSeq lists its product as uncharacterized. Gene Ontology annotation, molecular function: protein binding. NCBI's taxonomy places the organism in Eukaryota, Metazoa, Cnidaria, Hydrozoa, Anthoathecata, Hydridae. The record is from RefSeq and is a predicted model, not a curated record.